Arvicola amphibius (Eurasian water vole) is the source of this 2184-nucleotide messenger RNA. It is a transcript of the gene Sv2c, whose product is annotated as synaptic vesicle glycoprotein 2C. Lineage: Eukaryota; Metazoa; Chordata; Mammalia; Rodentia; Cricetidae. Gene Ontology annotation, biological process: chemical synaptic transmission; transmembrane transport. Bases 1 to 2184 code for a protein of 727 amino acids. The transcript has 12 exons. Gene Ontology annotation, molecular function: transmembrane transporter activity. The record is from RefSeq and is a predicted model, not a curated record. Gene Ontology annotation, cellular component: membrane.
AUGGAAGACUCCUACAAGGAUAGGACCUCACUGAUGAAGGGUGCCAAGGACAUUGCCAAAGAGGUGAAGAAGCAAACAGUGAAGAAGGUGAGCCAGGCAGUGGACCGGGCCCAGGAUGAAUACACCCAGCGGUCCUACAGCCGGUUCCAGGAUGAAGAGGAGGACGAUGACUACUACCCGCCCGGAGAAACCUACAGCGGGGAGGCCAACGAUGACGAGGGCUCCAGCGAGGCCACGGAGGGUCAUGAUGAGGAGGAUGAGAUCUACGAAGGGGAGUACCAGGGCAUCCCCAGCGUGAACCAGGGGAAGGACAGCAUCGUGUCCGUGGGACAGCCCAAAAGAGAUGAGUACAAGGACCGCCGAGAGCUGGAGUCGGAGCGGAGGGCUGACGAGGAAGAGCUGGCCCAGCAGUAUGAGCUCAUCAUCCAGGAGUGUGGCCAUGGUCGUUUCCAGUGGGCGCUCUUCUUUGUCUUGGGCAUGGCUCUCAUGGCGGAUGGUGUGGAGGUGUUUGUGGUGGGCUUCGUGCUACCCAGCGCAGAGACAGACCUCUGCAUACCGAAUUCGGGAUCCGGAUGGCUAGGCAGCAUAGUGUACCUCGGGAUGAUGGUGGGGGCCUUCUUCUGGGGAGGACUGGCAGACAAAGUGGGCAGGAAGCAGUCUCUCCUGAUUUGCAUGUCUGUCAACGGAUUCUUUGCCUUCCUUUCUUCAUUUGUCCAAGGCUAUGGCUUCUUUCUCCUCUGCCGUUUGCUUUCUGGAUUCGGGAUUGGAGGCGCCAUUCCUACAGUGUUCUCCUACUUUGCUGAAGUCCUAGCCCGGGAGAAGCGGGGUGAGCACCUCAGUUGGCUCUGCAUGUUCUGGAUGAUUGGCGGAAUCUACGCGUCAGCCAUGGCCUGGGCCAUCAUCCCACACUACGGGUGGAGCUUCAGCAUGGGCUCAGCCUACCAGUUCCACAGCUGGCGGGUCUUCGUCAUCGUCUGUGCUCUCCCGUGCGUCUCCUCUGUGGUGGCCCUCACCUUCAUGCCGGAAAGCCCUCGCUUCUUGCUGGAGGUGGGAAAACAUGAUGAAGCCUGGAUGAUUCUGAAGCUCAUUCACGAUACCAACAUGAGAGCCCGGGGCCAGCCUGAGAAGGUCUUCACGGUGAAUAAAAUCAAAACUCCCAAGCAAAUUGAUGAGCUGAUUGAGAUAGAGAGCGACACGGGGACGUGGUACAGGAGGUGCUUUGUCCGGAUCCGCACAGAACUGUAUGGGAUUUGGUUGACUUUUAUGAGAUGCUUCAACUACCCAGUCAGGGAAAACACCAUAAAGCUUACGAUUGUUUGGUUCACCCUGUCUUUUGGGUACUAUGGAUUGUCGGUUUGGUUCCCUGAUGUCAUUAAACAUCUGCAGUCUGACGAAUAUGCCCUGCUAACGAAAAACGUGCAAAAAGAUAAAUACGCAAACUUCAGCAUCAACUUCACCAUGGAGAACCAGAUCCACACCGGAAUGGAGUACGACAACGGCAGAUUCCUCGGAGUCAAGUUCAAGUCCGUCACUUUCAAGGAUUCGGUGUUUAAGUCCUGCACCUUUGACGACGUGACCUCAGUCAACACCUACUUCAGGAACUGCACAUUUAUCGAUACCCUUUUUGAGAACACAGAUUUUGAGCCAUAUAAGUUCAUCGACAGUGAAUUUCAAAACUGCUCAUUUCUUCACAACAAGACAGGAUGCCAGAUUACUUUUGAUGAUGACUAUAGCGCCUACUGGAUUUAUUUUGUCAACUUUCUUGGGACGUUGGCAGUGUUGCCAGGCAAUAUAGUGUCUGCUCUGCUGAUGGACAGAAUCGGGCGUUUAACAAUGCUAGGUGGCUCCAUGGUGCUCUCGGGGAUCAGCUGCUUCUUCCUGUGGUUUGGCACCAGUGAAUCAAUGAUGAUCGGCAUGCUGUGUCUGUACAAUGGGCUGACCAUCUCAGCAUGGAAUUCCCUCGACGUCGUCACUGUGGAACUGUAUCCAACAGACCGGAGAGCAACAGGCUUCGGCUUCUUGAAUGCGCUCUGUAAAGCGGCGGCAGUCCUGGGAAACCUAAUAUUCGGCUCCUUGGUCAGCAUUACCAAAGCAAUCCCCAUCCUGCUGGCUUCCACCGUGCUUGUGUGCGGAGGACUCGUGGGGUUGCGCCUGCCCGACACACGAACCCAGGUUCUGAUGUAA